Metopolophium dirhodum (rose-grain aphid) is the source of this 2870-nucleotide messenger RNA. It is a transcript of the gene Nca, whose product is annotated as neurocalcin homolog. NCBI's taxonomy places the organism in Eukaryota, Metazoa, Arthropoda, Insecta, Hemiptera, Aphididae. The record is from RefSeq and is a predicted model, not a curated record. The transcript has 5 exons. Bases 200 to 772 code for a protein of 190 amino acids. Gene Ontology annotation, molecular function: calcium ion binding.
GAUAUCCAUUAUCCGUCUGUCGUUGUCGGUCUAUUGGUUUUUUCCUGACCGCUAACCAAGCCGCAACACCGUCCAGUUGUUUGGCACUCAAGUCUACUAACUGAGCGCCGAGUUUUUCCAUGGUAAUCCCCCGGGCACCGGAUUAUGAGAAUGAAAGCUUAAUGGUUCUCGACUACACAUCUUUUAAUAAGAUAAAAAAAUGGGAAAACAAAACAGCAAGUUAAAGCCAGAGGUCUUGGAAGACCUAAGACAAAAUACUGAAUUUUCUGAUGCUGAGAUUCAAGAAUGGUAUAAAGGUUUUUUAAAGGACUGUCCAGGUGGUAAUUUAAGUGUUGAAGAGUUUAAGAAAAUUUAUGGAAAUUUCUUUCCCUACGGUGACGCAUCUAAAUUUGCAGAGCAUGUAUUUCGAACAUUUGAUGCCAACAGUGAUGGAACAAUAGAUUUCAGGGAAUUCCUUUGUGCUCUGUCAGUCACAUCGCGUGGAAAGUUGGAACAGAAAUUGAAAUGGGCAUUCAGCAUGUAUGACCUGGAUGGCAAUGGGUUCAUUUCACGACAAGAGAUGUUGGAAAUUGUUACGGCUAUUUAUAAGAUGGUUGGCACUGUAAUGAAGAUGCCUGAGGAUGAAUCGACGCCAGAGAAGAGGACAGAUAAAAUUUUUAGGCAGAUGGACAAGAACAAUGAUGGCCGUCUAUCAUUGGAGGAGUUUAUUGAAGGUGCCAAAAGUGAUCCGUCUAUCGUUCGACUGUUGCAGUGUAACCAUGCCGUCCAGUAGGGCUUUGAAAUGUGCAUUUCACUGAAUUUGCCUGCCUUUUAACUAAAGUCACAUAAUGUUUGGACUUCUUUUUUUUUUUUGUCUUUAACUUUCUUUAAUUUUAAAUCUCUAAUAGAUUAAUUCUUCUACCCAAAAGCUUCAAUCAAACAUCAAUACGUGUGCUCUAAUUUUUAAUGCUUAUGAAGUUUUACAAAAUAUAAUAUUAAAAUCUGAAAAUUGCAUAGGUACUUUUUCAAUCAAUAAUAAAUUAUAAUUCAUCACAGAUACAUGUGGUGUUAAGAAACACGUGUUGAUGAUUUAAGAUAAAACAAAAUUAUUGUUUUUACUGUGAUAUAAUAUUCUUAAAUUUUUUUCAAUUUUGAUCUAUUUUAUCCAUACAAUGUAUCAUUAUUAUUGUAUUUGUUGGACGAAAAUAUUUUAUUAUCCUAUUAAAAUUUUUUUGUUUUCAUAAUAUUAAUAAUAUUUAAUUGUAAUUUUUGCUUGUAUUAUUUAAAUCUAGAGAUGUGUGAUGAUUGUAAGACCAAACCCCAAAAUGUACAUUUAAAUUUUAUAACUUCAUACGUAGAAGGUUAUAUUUAUAUUCCUAAUAAUUUUGAUUUUUAUUAAUCAAAUUAUUCAACUAUGUGUCAUAUUGUAAAAAAUAAAAGAAUGUAGAAAAAUAUAAAUUCGCACAUCUCUUUAUUUAUUUAUUUACAACCAUAAUUUUACCACCAUGGUGGUAUUUUGAUUUAAUAAUGUAUAAUAAUUGUUAUGUAUUCCCAAAAAUAACAAAAUUCAUAAAAUCGACAAAUAUUUUUGUAGGGUUCCUAUAUCUAGUCUUCGUUUACUGUUCUAAUAUUAUCAUAGUAAAUACUGAUGAGUUGCCUAUAACCUAUAUAAUAAUUAAACAUUUUUUUUUUUAAAAAUGACUUUUCCCAAAGGUUUGUCAAUUUUUUUUCAUUUAAAAGGGAGUAUAUAUUAACUUAUUGUUAUUUAAGAUUUAAUAGUUUAACUCAUAAUAUUGUUAAAUCCCCCCCCCCCCCCAAGUAAGAGGAUUGUGUUAUUGUUUGAGUUGUUAUUCGUUUCAAAAGUAUAUUUUUUUAACUUGGCUUGAGCCCGACUCUUAGAAAUGUGCCGUUUUAUAUAUACGUGCUCAAAUCUAUUUCCACAUCCUCGGUGCUAUUCAUGUUUAAUAGUAAACCUGUACGUAACACUUAAAAACCCUUCCAUUAUUUUGUUAAUUCUAAACCGCGACCAGACACAUAUAUUAUAUGUUAGUAUGAUUUAAAUUAAUAAUUAUAUAAUUUAAAUAUAUUUUGUAUAUUUUUUCUAAACUAAAGGCUUACGGUUUUGGUCUAUACAUAUUAUACACUAAUCAUAAUAUGGUAAUUUUAAAUUGUUACAAUGUUAUUCAACUGUAUAAUUUUGUAUCGAAUAAUGUGUUAAAUGUGCAUGAAUAUCUGUAUUUAAACAUGUUAAACAUGUAUACCAAAAAAUGAUUAUUAUUCCGUCUUCAUUAGUAAAAUGAGUAAAAACAAAGAAAAUACAGAGAACCAUCCAACAUAAUAUGCGUCUUUUCACCCAAUAUAAUAUUAUGUCAAACAUUAAAAUUUUACAUAUUUGCUCAAGUGUCAGUCAUGUGUCAAAAUGUCCUCUUCCUUGUACCUCUUACUCUUCCAUUUACAUCUACUCGAUUUCUUGCCAACAAUUGUGCAUCACAUUUUUCACACAUUUUGCACACAUAAAUUUGGAUAAAUAAAAUGUAUAGAAAGUUGGGAAAAUUCUAUGAACGGUAUAAAAUGCCUCAAACAUUCUGUUUGUAUACAUAAAUGCGGCAUAGAUUAGUUAUUGUAGUACAAAUCUUACAAAUAAUAUGUUUUAGGGUUAUACCAAUAAUAUAUUUUUUUCUUAUAUUGUCCACCAUAUUAAAUAUUAUAUUAUAUUAUAUUUAUAUCAUAUUAUAUUAUAUUAUAUUAUAUUAUCAGCUGUGUAAAGAAACAUACAAUACAAAAAAAAAAUGUUUAAAUUAUAUAUUUCAUACUUAUACAUAUACAUAUUAUUUAGUUACAAAUAAAUCAAACUGUAUGUGUGUAAAAGUUUUAAUAUUUUAUUGCAAUUU